This is a messenger RNA of Chaetomium fimeti, 749 nucleotides long. RefSeq names its product Golgi apparatus membrane protein TVP15. The record is from RefSeq and is a predicted model, not a curated record. Gene Ontology annotation, cellular component: Golgi membrane. Gene Ontology annotation, biological process: vesicle-mediated transport. Bases 90 to 482 code for a protein of 130 amino acids. Lineage: Eukaryota; Fungi; Ascomycota; Sordariomycetes; Sordariales; Chaetomiaceae. The transcript has 6 exons.
CUCCCCUAACCGUCGCGAACGUAACCCACCUACAUACCUACCGCUAAGCUUGUGUUUCCAUUGCCGCGCCGAAAGACAGAUCGCCCGCCAUGGACUUCUCCGACUCUUUUCGCAUUGUCAACCUGGUUGUCGCGGUGUUGAUGGUGCUUGGAGGUGUCUCGCAGUUCUUCCCCGUCGGAUUCCAGUCAUCGAUUAUUGGUGUUUACGUGAUCAUCUUUGGGUUGGCAACCGGUCUACUUGAGUUCCAGAUCCCGCCCCAGGUCGGCCGCUACGCUUCGUUCCUGUUCUCUUUCCUCGGUCGUGGUAUCUUCUACAUCUUUGUCGGCUCCAUCCUGCUCCACGGUCACUGGACUCGGAUCGUUUCCGGCUCUAUCGUCGGCCUGAUCGGCGUCGCCUACGCCGCCCUCGAGUUUAUCCCGUCCAUUGAGCCCCCGGCGAACAUGCGCGAGGCGGAUGCCGGCUGGGGUGCUGAGCAGGUUUAAGAGCUGCGACCUACAGGGCGGUCUCCUCUAAUCCUGCGUGCGGAGGCUCUUGGCGGGCUUCCGCGUGCUGGAAAUGCGAGCGAAGACACUCCAUGGGAGGAGGGUGUUGUGUGACGCAAGAAUAGCCAGGCGAGCUAUGCUUGUAGUGGAACCUAGGGAAACUUGGGGAGAAUUUGGGAGAACGUGAGAUAUUUGGGCGAGGAGUUGUAUUGGGAGAGUGUUGGGCGGGGAGCAAGGGUCAAUUCAAUGAUUUGAUCUAAGUUGUUG